Molecule: messenger RNA, 1990 nt
Organism: Puntigrus tetrazona (Sumatra barb)
Lineage: Eukaryota; Metazoa; Chordata; Actinopteri; Cypriniformes; Cyprinidae
Gene: lyl1
Product: LYL1 basic helix-loop-helix family member
Exons: 5
Coding region: 521-1303 (260 amino acids)
Biological process (GO): regulation of transcription by RNA polymerase II
Molecular function (GO): protein dimerization activity; DNA-binding transcription factor activity, RNA polymerase II-specific; RNA polymerase II cis-regulatory region sequence-specific DNA binding
Source: RefSeq, a predicted model, not a curated record
UCUCUCUCUCUCUCUCUCCCUCUCUCUCUCUAUCUCUCUCGUCCAAUACUAGUUCAGCUCCACUGGUGUCCCAGGUCUGUUGGUGAUGGAGAGACGGGCAUCACCUCUAGAUCAGCACACGUCCAGGGCUUCCUGCGCUGUCUCUGAUCUUCACUGACCUCUGGAGGAACUGCUGGACAGCAGCGCUCAGAAACGGGAAGGAAGCACGAGGACGAUUGCGUCUCAGACGGCGUGGACGAAGACGACAGAGAAAGUGACCACAAACACGCUCUACUGACACGAGAACAAACUCAGAGAGUGCCUGUAAAACGACAUGAACAUUAAAGACUCAACGGCAGACGUUUGAGACCUCGGAGGAACAGCUGGAAGAAGCGUGAUGUUUCUUCAGUGACCAUCUGAAGACAUGUGGAGCUCCGAGAACCAGUGUGUUCAGGACCAGACAGAAGUCUGCAGACCUCUCCAUGCGGAGCGAUGAAGAGCAGCUGAGAGGGUCAGGAGAGGUCGUCCGUCUCAGGUCCUGAUGGAGAAGAACGAGCCGCCCGUCUCUCCGUCUGUCGUCCAGCCGGUCAGUCCGGCUCGCUCCAGUUCUCCGGAUGCUAGCACGGCUCGAGAGGCGGAGGGCGGUCCGGACGCGGUGGAACCCGAGGACCACCCCAGGUCCUCGCCGUCUCUCCCGCCCGACGUCCCGGUCAUCAGCCUGGCCCACAGCAAGCCCCCGCUGCCCGGCCUGCGCCUGGCCCUGCUGCCUCCGCCCUUCCUGCACACACACCGCUUCAUCAGCAGCUCUUUCCUCGGGCCGGCGGGGAGCUUCGGGAUCUUCGGUAACGCCCGUAUGAAGAGACGCCCGUCCACACACUUCGAACUGGAGCUCAGUGACGGUCCUCCUCAGAAGCUGGCUCGCCGUGUCUUCACUAACAGCCGCGAGCGCUGGCGGCAGCAGAACGUGAACGGGGCGUUCUCCGAGCUCCGCAAGCUCAUCCCGACCCAUCCGCCGGACAAGAAGCUGAGCAAGAACGAGAUCCUGCGCCUGGCCAUGAAGUACAUCGACUUCCUGGUGCAGCUGCUGAAGGACCAGAGCAGCGGUCAGCGUGAGGAAGCGCCGGACGACAGCGGCUCCUGCGAGAACAGAGACUCCACGGACUGUGUGCCGGUGCUGGCCUCCUCGGGCUCCAGCUGUUACGGGGACACAGACAGCGAGGAGAGCCCGGGGCCCUGCGGCAUUCAGCCCAAAAACGGCCCAGGCAUCACGGAGAAGGUCCAGGAGCAGAUUCUGACGGUCACUGCCAGCAGCUACCAGCGGUGACCAGCGCUGACCUCCUCCAACUGACAAGCGGGUUGCCAGGUCUCCUCAACAAAACCCACACAAUUUCUACUCAAAACUAGCUCAGUUGUGUAAAAUUAGCAUUUCAGGGGCUAAACGUUAUUGCGGUCAUUUAAACCUAUAGACAUGAAAAACAUAUCCCAGUUUGGCGGGAAAACCACAGACUUGGCAACAUAUAGAAACUGGAUCAUCUGAAAUCCGUGGCUUGUAUUUCUGAUUCAUGUUUGUCUCGUGAUCUUCAUGUCUGCCACUUCUCCAUUUAGUUUCCUCCCUGCAAAGAAGUGUUCAUCUUUCUUAGUGUUUUUGUCUUGUUUCUAGUCAACAUAUCUAAAAACUCUUAAAUCAACAUGCAUUUACUAGAGGUGCUAAAUUAAGAGCAUUAUUUUACUUAUCCUAUUGGCAGAUAAUUAUAUGUACUUAAUUUAGUUUUUUUUUUUGCUUGGAAACAAGGCUAAAUAUCUUAUGCCUUUUUGUUAAUUUAGUAAAUGCAUCUUUCAGAAAAUAAAUUUUUAAGAUAUUUUACUAGAUACAAGACUAAGACAAGCCUUCCUUUUGCAGUGAUUUUUAAAGAAGCUCUGUGUGUGUGUGUGUGUUUGCGUGUGUGUGCGUGAGUGUGUGUGUGUGUGUGUGUGUGCGUGUGUGUGCGUGAGUGUGUGUGUGUGUUUGCGU